AUGAAUCCUCUUGCCCUCCUCCGCGUUCCGCGCGCACGCCCUUCGCUCCCGCUCGGCGCCUCCGCCCCUGCACACAGCAGCGCCAUGGCAGCAGCAGCCGGCCGCCUCUCUCCUACGCCCGCGCGGCGGCUGCGUGCUCGUUUGUCAUCCCCGUGCUCGGCGGAGGCGGCCCUGCCCGGUAAAGAUGAGCAGGAGGAGGAGGAGCUGUUCGACUGGCUGGACCAGUGGUACCCGUUCGCCCCCGUGUGCGACCUCGACCCCGGCGCGCCGCACGGCAAGACGGUGCUGGGCCUCCGCGUCGUCGCCUGGCACGACCGCGCCGUCGACGAGUGGCGCGUGUUCGACGACAAGUGCCCGCACCGCCUGGCGCCGCUCUCCGAGGGCCGGAUCGACGGCAAGGGCCGCCUCCAGUGCGUCUACCACGGCUGGUGCUUCGACGGCCGUGGCUCCUGCCAGUUCAUCCCGCAGGCACCCGCCCUCGGCCCCACUGUGCACAAGAACAGCAAGGCGUGCGUGGCGUCGUACCCGACCGUGGUGCAGAAUAACAUCUUGUGGUUCUACCCGAUGGCCGGCGCCGAGCACCGGGACGUGCUCCAAAGAAAGCGGCCGCCUUUCAUCCCGGAGAUGGACGACCCCUCCUUCCACACCAUGUACACCAUCAGGGACCUCCCCUACGGGUACGACGUGCUCGUGGAGAACCUCAUGGACCCUGCUCACCUCCCCUACGCGCACAAGGGGUUGACGCCAAUCCCCGCAAAAGAUGACGACGGCCCUGCCAUGGCGUUCAUUCGCACGAAAGGAGACCCCGGAAGAGUUGAGCUCGACAAGGAGGGUGGCGGGCCGAUGAAGAUGAAGAUAGAGGAGGCCAAGGCUGGCGGGUUCCUGUCGCCGCAGGGGAACGGUGGCUACUACCGGUUCACCGCACCGUGCACCUUUCACGGCUCGCCGCUUCCGAGUGAGGCCGAGGGAGAGGACAAGCAGAAAAAUAAGCCUUACUUCAUGAAUGUGUUCAUGUGCGUCCCGGUGGCGCCGGGGAGGAGCAGGGUGAUCACCGCGUUCCCAAACAACUUCGGCGUCUGGUUGGACAAGAUCAUGCCACGGUGGUACUUCCACAUUAUCCAGAACGCCAUCUUGGACUCUGACAUGUACCUCCUUCACGUCGAGGAGCGAAACUUUGCUGCCGCCGGUGUUGACAACUGGCAGAAAUCUGUGUACGUGCCUACGUCGUCAGACAGCAUGGUAAUCGCCUUCAGAAACUGGUUCAGAAAGCACUGCAAGAACCAGGUCGACUGGGCUGCCCCAAUGGUCCAUCAGCUUCCGGCUACUCCUACCAAAGACAAGCUUAUGGAAAGGUACUGGUCACACGUCGCGCAGUGCAGGAGCUGCAGCGUAGCGCUCAAGGCCAUGAAGGCGCUGGAGGUGGCCCUGCAGGUCGCCGCAGUCACAGUGGUCGGGUUCCUCGCCGUCGCCAAGGGGACGCUGGCGACGUCCGUCGUACAGAAAACCGUCGUCGUUUCGUUAGCCAUUGCGUGCUUCGCUGCGUCCCGCUGGCUCGCGACCUUCGUCGAGAAGACCUUCUAUUUCCAGGAUUACGUUCAUGCUUACAAGUGAAGACAUGUCCUGUAUUUCAGUGGCUGUUACUGAUAGGGAUUUUCUGUAUAAAAGAAGCAGUACAUUCAUGCUAAUGUAUCGAGCCUGUAAGAAUAAUU
Lolium rigidum is the source of this 1709-nucleotide messenger RNA. RefSeq names its product protochlorophyllide-dependent translocon component 52, chloroplastic-like. The record is from RefSeq and is a predicted model, not a curated record. The transcript has 7 exons. Gene Ontology annotation, molecular function: 2 iron, 2 sulfur cluster binding; chlorophyllide a oxygenase activity. Lineage: Eukaryota; Viridiplantae; Streptophyta; Magnoliopsida; Poales; Poaceae. Bases 1 to 1611 code for a protein of 536 amino acids.